Messenger RNA from Anopheles moucheti, 614 nucleotides. RefSeq lists its product as uncharacterized. Lineage: Eukaryota; Metazoa; Arthropoda; Insecta; Diptera; Culicidae. Bases 42 to 614 code for a protein of 190 amino acids. The record is from RefSeq and is a predicted model, not a curated record. The transcript is spliced from 4 exons.
GCUGUUCACCAGGGGAACCGUGUGAUUAUGGGUAUUUAACGAUGACUUGUCGAUGUUGGAAUGUAUGCUCCCCGAGGCCUCCGAACACGAACAUGAAGGAAUCUGUUGGACGUGUCGUGCAAAUUCCGCAACCACAAUCGCAACCGAACCACAAACAUCGAUCGGUUUCAUCCCUUUCCCGAUGGAUGAAGUUGUACACACUCCAGCCAACACACUGGGACGGCUGGAAGCUUUCGGGGCGAAGAAUGGAAUGUGCGUCGUGCGUUCGGAGCAACCCCGGACACACCACGCCUGACAACGUUGAACAAUUUUCCGGUGUGAAAGACUCCUGCAGGAGCUUGCCGGAAGAAGUCCCACCGUGGCAGAUGCUUCCAUUCCCCCUCCCAUGGCGAUGGUCCAUUCCCGGGGACCCUGCGGGGAAGUUUGAGGUGGAUCCCGCCGCGUUACCCAUUGGAAGCAGACGGACGCGACCGUUCAUUUUUAUAUUAUUGCUUAUGCUCCACAUGCUACCAUCAGUGUCACUGGUUGUGUACAAAAAAACGACAAAAUUCUUGGAGAUGCCGGGUAUCGAUCCCGGUACCUCUCACAUGCUAAGCGAGCGCUCUACCAUCUGA